Saccostrea cuccullata (small rock oyster) is the source of this 349-nucleotide messenger RNA. RefSeq lists its product as uncharacterized. The record is from RefSeq and is a predicted model, not a curated record. The transcript has 2 exons. The annotation marks the transcript as partial. NCBI's taxonomy places the organism in Eukaryota, Metazoa, Mollusca, Bivalvia, Ostreida, Ostreidae. Gene Ontology annotation, molecular function: peptidyl-prolyl cis-trans isomerase activity.
CCAGCAGGCCAUUGAUAACUUGACUGAUUUCUUUUUUAGUCGGGAGAGACCAGGGGCAAUUCCGUUCCAGUUCCAACUUGGGGUUGGACAAGUCAUUCAAGGAUGGGAAAAAGGUCUAUUGGACAUGUGUGCAGGGGAGAAGCGAAAGUUAUCCGUUCCCUCCAGAUUGGCCUAUGGGGAACACGGCUCAGCACCAAUCAUCGCCCCCAAUUCUGAUUUGGUGUUUGAGGUAGAGCUGAUCCAGAUCCAUGACGGACCAAAGCCACCAAACGUAUUCAAACUCAUAGACAUCGACAGUGACAACCACUUGACCAAGGAUGAAGUAAGUAUCAGACUCGGGACGUGCUGA